CAUAAUUAAACAAAAUGACUUGCUUUUAGUUUCUACCAAGAUGACAGUUGUUUCUGCUGACAAUGGACACUUAUAGACCAGGGUUCGUGUCAGGGCCAGGAGGGGGCCUAGAUGGAGGGCUGGACGAUCUUAGCCCCACUCAGCAGAAACUGAUAGGCAACCGGCAACUCAUCACAGACAUGAGGGCGCAGAACUUUGACGUUAUUCGAUUUGCCACCUACCGCACCGCCUGUAAACUGAGAUACAUCCAGAAGAAGACAAACUUGGAAAUGGUUGACAUCUGGAACAUUAUAGAAUGUUUUCGUGAAAAUGGCCUAAACACACUGGAAUCAGACACGGAACUGAAUGCUUCGAGGGUGGAAUCCAUUCUGACCAGUAUCUUCAUGCAACUGAACAAAAGAGUGCCCAUCACACGCCAGGUGGAUGUUAAAAUGUCAGCAAGCAUGCUGCUCAACUGGCUUAUCAGUGCUUAUGAUAGCUCGUGUCAUGGCAGAGUGAAGGUGUUUUACCUGAAGGUGGCGCUUUCACACCUGUGCUCCGGGAAACUCAUAGAUAAGCUGAGAUAUAUAUUCACCCAGAUAUCGGACUCAAGUGGGCUGCUUAUUCGUCAGAGGUUUGAGCAGUAUCUGCAGGCAGUUCUAGCUCUACCGACAGCCGUUUUCGAGGGCCCGUCUUUCGGCUACAACGAAACUGCUGUCAGGGCCUGCUUUGAUAUGAGGAGUGGUGUGAACAUAAACAACUUCCUGAAUGUUCUGGUGUCUGACCCCGGCCCCCAGUGUCUCAUGUGGCUGCCCAUACUGCACAGGAUGGCUCAGGUGGAGAAUGUGUUCCACCCAGUACAGUGUGACGGCUGUCACCGAGAGUCUUUCAUGGGUUUCCGUUACCGAUGUCAGCGUUGCCAUAACUACCAGCUGUGUCAGGAUUGCUUUUGGCGUGGUCGUACCUCGGGAAACCACAGCCCUGAUCACCAGAUGAAGGAGUACCUGGCUUAUAAGUCUCCAGCCAAGCAGAUUGGCCAUUCCAUAAAGAAGUCAUUCCAAUGUGUUCCCAGCACAUCGUUGGACGAGAAACCCCCUGUGUUCCCAGAUCUGCCGGAGAAAACUGUCGACCUCUCGUACAUCGUUACUGAUACACCCGAGGACUUUCAUCCUAUCGUUGUCCCAGCCACUCCGAGUUCUGUGAGGAAUGGUUUCCAUGGUUGUGGACAUGAAACCUCCCCAGAUCUCAGCUCCAUAUGUUCAUCCCCACAGGUGCUCAGAAGCCCAGGUAAGAUGAGUCUGGCAAUCACCACCCAGUCCACGGAUGACGAACAUCGACUGAUAGCUCGGUAUGCUGCUCGGCUGGCAGCUGAUACAAACAACGCUGCUCGGAGCCCAGCAGAGAUGAAUUUCACCUUGGACACAAACAAGGCUCAGCGAGAGCUCAUCUUCAAGUUGGAGCAGAAAAACAGGGAGAUAAUGCGGGAGAUCCAACGACUGCGUAUGGAGCAGGAAGCUCACGCCAAGACAACAGCUAAUGCCCAGUACAACCCAACUUUGAUGGCGGAACUGAUGUUGCUACGACAACGGAAAGAUGAGCUUGAGAUGCGAAUGUCCGCCCUCCAGGACAGCAGGAAGGACCUUGUUACUCAGCUGGAGUCUCUCAUGAAACUACUGAAGAACCAGCCUACCUCUCCCCGCUCUAGUCCCCACAUCACCAGUGCCUCAUCCCCUACCCUUGUGUCGCCGUACGCCACGACUCCAGGGCGGUCCAGCGCCCCCCUUGUCACCCCAAACACCCCUAGCGACACGUACAGCAGCCUCAGUUACACGCCCGGGCGCUCGAGUGUCCCCAUCAUGUACCACAAUGCAUACUACUCCUCAGAUACAAACACUAGUGCAACAAGUUCAAACAGUUACAGUCUCGGUCGACUGAGCGCCCCCAUUGUGAGCCCCUCCUCUGAGGCUGGUGUUGGCACGGUGCCAAUUACUCCUGGCCAGGAAUCGUUGACAUUGUCAGGUUUGGAAGGUGAUGUGCAAAUGGCCUUCAGUCAACCGUCAAGCUCAGCAAUGAAUUCGAAAAACCUGAGAAAUGACCUAUUAUCAGCGGCUGACAGUAUAACAGGGGCCAUGUCUUCACUGGUGAAAGAGCUCAGCUCUGAAAACAGUGGCAGUGAAGAUGAAGAUGACAAUAUAAAUGGUGAGCUGGAGAUUGCCGAGACGUACAUGUUACAGACACGGGAAGACCUGGAGUCCUGGCAACGGGAGGUGCAGAAACGCCUCGACCAGGAGACACGCUACGUCACACGGGUCAAGGCCGCCAACAGCAAUAACAGCAGCACUGGUCGUAGCGGACACAGCAGUACAGGAAGCAAUCAGAGCGAGGAGGAGGACAGGGACAGAUAUCUACGUCAUAUAUUUCCAAAGAUCGAUUACACGACAGACGAUGGAGAGUCGUAUGUUCGGACCGACGAUGAAAGUUACACUCGUACAGAUGACGAAGAUGCUGAAUUGUAUGAUAACCACCCAAAGGAGUUGCCUAACGAGAUGACAGCAAGUCGUUACUCAACAGAGGAGGAGGGGACCUUCCAGUCAGAUGGUGAGUCGUACAUACGGACGGACGAUGAGGACGGUGCGAACACCGAUACCGACUGGGAGGAGAGCAUGAAGCGCUGGAUCAACAGAUGAACAAAUGGGACGAAAAUAGUUUAUACAUAUUCCUCUUGCUGUUAAAAAUAGACAUAAAUUAGUCAUGAUCAUCAUGAUAAUUAUAGCUUUUUGCUUGCUGACUGGUCACCAUUUAUGGUCAUGACGUCAUCACGCAUAAAGACUUGCACAUGAUACACAUUUUUAAAUGUAUCUGGUAAAAUAGAUGUUACUUUGUCUGAAUGAAAAGCUUUUGCACUGCAUAUCUACAUUUAUACCUUUCCAGUAAAGGAAUCAAGAUAAAGUAGAUUAAGGCUAACAUCAAGGCAGAAUGGGCCAUGAAUGUGAUAGGGUUUUGAAUGCAUCAGUCGACUGGAGCCUUAUGAGCAAAGAUAAGUUUAAGACACUUGGACUUUUCAUAAAUUGACAGUGAUCAACUGAUCAUGCCCCAAAUUGUUUGUAGCCACGCCUUAAUGUUUGUCUAAGGUUGUUUGUCUAAGAGAUUUAAGUUGAUAGAUUUGAUUUUCAAAUCUAAUGCUGCUUUAUGCUUUCGUAUUUUAAUUUUCUGAUUGGUCAUUUAUAGAUGUGGUCAAUCAUUUUUUUUUAGUUCUGAUUGAUUGUAUGGAAUAUUAACAUGUAGGCUCCCUGUGCAGAAUUCAAUAUAAGAUUUGGGGUUUAACAGAUUGGUACAAUAACAGAUUAUUUUCAACCUUGCUACAUAUAUAUAUAUGGAAUGUUGACCAUGAGGUAAUCUGGAAUUAUUCUCUUUUGGUACACUACUUUUGAUAAAAGGAAAGGGUGUUCUAGAAUGCUUUGCUAAGCACAAUUGGGAAAACAACAUCAACAUUGAUCAAGAUCACUUUUUUAGGAUCAAAAUUUAAUACCACUUCAUUAGUUCUUGGAUGAGUAUGAAUGGUAAAACAUUAACAGUUAAAAUCGUCUCAUUAAUGACCAAAUAUAAAUUGAGGAAUAUUUUUCUUCAAAUUUUAGUAUUUUUUUUUUUUUCAAGAUAUGAAAAUAAUAAUUUAAAAAAAGUACAGGGUACAGUUUUAUAAAUGUUUUUUUGUAUUUAUUUCAUUAUAAAAAGUUUGCUAUUAUGUAGUAGUUUUCUGAAUACAUUAGAUUGUUCAGUAAAGCUGGUAGUGAAGGUAUGUUAUUUGUUACAAUAUAAAGUGUACAUUGAAGUGAUACAAUUGUAUUUACACCUUUUUAAUUUGUUUAGAAUUGCGGCUUUGUUCUCACAAAUACUAGCAGAAUAAAGUAUAUGUGCAUGCAAAAUUAUACCCGGUCUCUAAUAACUCAUUAAAAAGCAAAAUUAAAAGAUGUCCUAAUUACCAUCUAAUAUAGUGUGUAAAUAAAUAUUUGGACCCGACCUUAUCUUUUCAUUACCAGCUGACCCGUUUUUCUCCUUUUGCCCAAAUUUGGUAUUAACUAUCACAGGAAGACUUGUAAAUGUACCAAGAAAAAAUGGAUUUCAGUGUGAAAAUGAUUAUUUAAUUCAUUCACACCUGUAAUAAAAUAAACAGGAAGACCUACUUACCGGUACUCUUAGUUCACUUCUAGAUAAGAGAUGUUUUCAUAUGUAAAGUAAUUAAAGUGAAGAACACUUAAUCACAGAAAGUCCAGAUCAAUUUCGGACAAUAUCAUAUGAUGCACCUAUAUUUUUUCCUGCUAGUAAAUCUUUUCUGUUAAAGAUUUUUGACUGUGGAUUAAAGAUCUUAUACCGAAGUGAAAACAUGUCAUAUCCAUGUUGUUGUACAUAAUUACUGAUACUUUAUAUUUAAUUAUUUAGAGGUCUGCUAGGAUUUCUGCACACCGGUACUGUGCCAUGCAUGUGAAGGUUAUAGUUGUACAUUUAAGCUUGUUUUUUUCAUCCAGCCAUUUUGUAAUACAUGAUAUGCUGAGUUAGGAUGGCUUAAAGUAACCCCAUAUAAUUUUGAUAUGAAGUUUGUAAUAUUUCUUUCGGUAUGUUUUUUUUCCAAAAAAUAUUAAAAAAUUGUAUAAAUGUAUGUCUGACCAAAGAACAAGCUGUAAUUUCAUGUAUUGUAUUUGUUUACUUGCAAUUUCAUAAAAUCUUAUUUGUUGGUUAAAAACAAUAUUGUAUUAUUUCUCAUGUUUUAAUACAUUUGUACUAUAUUAACAAACAUGCGCAUUUUAACAUUUUAUUUUAAAUACAAUCUCAAUGUUUUAAUUCUUCUUUUUAUUUCUUGUUAAGUUAUUACCUAGUUGCUUCUAUUUAACUGGAAAUUAGAAGAAUUCUCAUUUUACUUGGUUAUUAUAUGUUCAAUCUUUUGUUUCUGCAUUUGUUAACUACAGCAUUAUUAUACUAACAUUUUAUUUUUGCCAUUAAAAUUGAAGAUCUGAUUUUUGUCAAUGUUUUGUUCUUCUUUUUGGUUUCAAUUGGAGGCAAAUUAUUGAUAUGAUUUUGAGACUUUGUAAUUGUCAAUUUAUUUCAUAAGUAUUCUUUUAAGAUGUGUCAUUAUUUUAUAUGUGCAAUAGUUAUUUUAAAAUAUGUAUAUUUGUAUAACUAUCAUUUCUAUAUAAUAUCACUUUGUUUACAAAGAAAAACAAUAUUUGCUGAAAAAAAUAAUUCUGAAAGCAUUUGAACCACCAAAGUUUUUUUUAAAUUUCUCCAAAUAUUUUAAUGAUUUUACAAAUUUCUUUUCACUGAUAAUCUAUAUUAUGUUUUUGAAAAUCUUAUGCUUAUAUUCACAUAAACCAGUACCAAACCUGUUUUAACAUGGAACUGUUUAUAACACCAUACACAAUAGGGCCAUCUCAUUAUAACACAUAUAUCUGAGGACUGACUUUUUGGUCUGAUAUUUCUGAGAAAUCAUUUUAUUUUGCAAAUUUGAUUUUUAUUUUUGUUUGUGACCCCCAUUUCAUGUAUAAUGAAAAUUCUUGAUUUAUGGAUAUUUUGUUGUACGCUCAUUUAUAAAAUGAUCCAAUCAUUUUUCCUUUCACGUGUUCAGUUAAUAUGAAACAAAAAUAGGGCGCUUAAAUGACAAAUAGUCUGGGAGUAGGAUUUUUGUUAUUGGUCCAUGAUAUAGUGUAAGUGGCAUUUACAUUAGUUAAGUUAUAGGUUUUUAGCAACCAAUAUAAAUUUCAUUUUUGUCAGACAAAUGCCGUUUAUCUUUAAUUAAAUAUAAUGUGAUUGUAAAAUGGCAUCAUUCACAAGGUCGUUCACAGGGAUGUUCAUGUUUUAUUGGGUCAGACAUUGUAAAUAAUAAUUUUGUGUGAAAUGUGAACACACUACUUGUUACAACGAUUAAACAUCAUCAAAAAAAAUAAUGAGAAAAUAAGAGCUCUUACAUUGCUAAUUAUUUCAAAGGUGACAGAAAAUGCUCUAUUUUACUAAAAAAGUAACGAUAUUGAAAAUUAAACUCUUCUGUUUGAAUGAGUUACUGCCAGUUGCUGGUUGGUGUUUGUUUAUAAAAGUAAGUAAUAAAAAAUCAAUCUAGACAAUGUGACAGCAAGUUGUUGCCAAUAUAACAUUGGUGAAUGAGGCCCUUUAACAGUCACAUUAUUUUCAUAUUCACAGAAAUACAUGUACAUUUCUCCACUGUUUUGACUUUCUUUUGGUCAUAACGAUUUGUGUUCACUUUGAAACAUGGGUAUAUUAAGAUUUCAAAAUGUUUGUUAAUAACUUGAAACUUAGUUGUUUUCAUGACAAUGUUACAGUUUAUUUUCUGUUCUAUUUGUGUUUAAAAUUGCUUAGUGAUACCAUUUUACUUAACAAUCAAAAGCAGCUACAUUUAUUUUUGCAUUUAAUUUGUUUUUCCACAAACAUAUCUGUGCUAUGUGUUGUGAGUGCUUGUGUUAUAUUACUGAUUAUUAGUAUUUAUUUUCAUGUAUUGUUGUUUGUUUUGUUUUUCUUUUGCUUUACAUAUCAGGGAAGUUGUUUGUAAUACGUGAACAUACAUGCCAUAUUUCUGAGAGGCUUCCCAGGGGAUUUCUGUCUGAAUACCAGGCCCCAAUUUCUCGAAACUUCUUAAGCUAAACUGGCUUAAGUAGCUUAUUUCAGUUAGCCAAAAUACAUAUUUAAAUUGAAUUUUGAUAAUUGAAAAAUAGUUUAUUGUGAUUAUCAUCAAGAUAAUUCCUAUCAAAUUAUUGAAAAACAAAAAUAGUGAGCUUUAAGCUUAAUCCUGUUAUAAGGGACUUAAGAAGUUUCGAGAAAUUGGGGCCAGGAGAUUUUGAUAUUACACCAGUUGAUUUUUACGCAGCAAAAUUUAGGUCGAUAUAUACAGUAAUGAUAUAAGAAAAAACAACAGGGACCAGGGGAUGGGUUGGACUUCGAGGGAUUCCCCCCCCACCGGGUAUACGGCAUGUAUGUGUCAGUGUACAUGUAUUUGACAGUUAUACACAAGGAUAGAUAAUAUAAAGUGAAAAAUUGGAAGAUUAUAAGUAUCUUCCAUGGUCGAGAGUGUAAGAUAGGUUCAUUCCGACCCGAGCGUAGGAUGUUUUGCGGAAACGAGGUUUACCGAGUUUCAGCAAAACACCCUGCGCGAGGGUCGGGAUGAAGCUAUCUUAUAUGAGCGGCUAUGGUAGAUACUUUUUCUCCCACCUCAGUUAAACAAAAUUAAGUAAAAAUGUAUUUUUUGCUGGAACUCUUUUUUGCUUAGUGAAAAUAAUUGCGUAUGGAUAUGCGAUAGCACGUGGUUGUCAUGGAUAUACGCGCAGUUUUAUGGUGACAUUUGAAGCGAGAAAUAAUUAAUUAGUGUUCUAAAUAUUACCAUAAGACAAGAUUUCCUUGAUGCUACUGACGACAGUCUUCAACAAGGGAGGUAAUUAUCAUGUGGUAAAAGGAGUUCCAUACGGGCAUUUUAUCUUCGCCCGUGGGCAAGAUAAGAAUAUCUAGCAUGGUUAAAUUAUUGGAUCUACUUAUCUGAGGUGGGAGAAAAGUCCCUUCAAAACUCUAUGUUUAGUAAACAGGUAAUAAAGAAAAAAAUCUGAGUCAAUUAAUUCGUUAAAUAGAGCGCAGGCAACAAUUUUAAUCAUAUUCUGGGGGUAAUAACUGGAUGCCACCUAUUGUAAAGUGUGGAGCUUUAAAGUUAUUACAAGUUAUAUAAUAAAGAUGUUUUUUAUUUCACCAAUAUUUGUUCUCGAAGACUCCCAUUUCAUGUCAUUGUAUCAGUCAAUUGCUUUGAUUAUUUGAAAGGGCUUUUGUAUGAUUUGUAAUACUAAGUUAUAGCUUUAUAAAUGCAUUCAUUAACUCAGCUGUGCUAUGUGUAAAGCUAGUCUGCUUGUAUUCCUUCUUACCUCAGAGAAAGUGUUCAGAUUUAUUUAUGACAAUGAUUUGGUGCUUGCUGAUUUAUGUUACAAUGAUUUCUUCCUUUGUUAAACUAACACAACAAAAACACGUCCUAAUUUCUGGAAAGUUUUUAUGUGUUACAAGCUUAAGUAGCAUAUUUUAUUAAGCUUAAUUUCUACCAGAUACAAAAAAAAUUCAUCAUCCCUAUCAUAAAGAUAAUUUCCUUUGAAUGUCCAAAAUAUCUUACGAAUGUAAAUAUAACACACAUUUUACCUGAACAAAAAAGUGAGAAAGUGAGCUUACAUGUAGCUUAAUCCUGUUACAAGGAACUUAAGAUGUUUUUCGAGUGAAUGGGGCCAGACGACUAGUGAUUGUAUAUUGAGUGCUUCUAGCUAUCUGUCAUGAUUGACUUUCCUCAUCACUUCAGGGGGCCGUACUUAAAAAUCUUCUCAGUGAAAAUUUUCAACUUGGUAACAAAUUUCAAAUUCUCAACACUGAAUAUAUUAGAUACUCUAUAUUUAUUUGCAAUGUAUUCUCAUGGAUUUAUUAUUUUGCCCAUUUUCUUGGCUUUUUAAUAUUUCUGAUCUAUAAACAUUGUUAUUUUUCUUAAAAAUUCAACUUACAAAAAUAGGCUUUUUUUUAGUAAGUUGAAAUCUUUCACUAAGAUGUUUUAUAAAUACAGCCCCAGAGUAACAAACUUCCUAGCCAUCUGGUCACUGCCAUUGAAUUUUGCAUUUCCCGCACAUUGACAACUGACACUGAACAAUGUUAUAGUGUAAUUUGAAAAGAUACUUAAAAAAUAUGCAUUUAAACUUACUCUUGUAGGCAUGAUCGUAUUUGUAGUCUAACAAGUUUACAGUUUAUAAUGUUUGCAAAUCAAAUAUUAAAAGUGUGCUUACUGUGUAAAUGUAUAGACUUUGUGUAUAUGUGUCAUGCAAUUGUCUUAAGCCUAGUGCAAAAAAUGAAUAUUGUUGUAUGGUGAUGUUACAUGUAUACCUUUAAGAUAACAUUAUACUGUUAAGGCUACACUAUACUGUUAAGGUUAUGCUUUACUGUUAUGGUAAAGCUGUUCUGUUAUGGUAAUGAUUUACUAUUAAGGUUACGCUGUUCUGUUACGGGACAUUUACCAUUAAGGUUACGCUAUACUGUUAUGGUAAUUCUUUACCAUUAAGGUUAGGCUAUACUGUUAUGGGAACGCUUUACCAUUAAGGUUACGCUAUACUGUUAAUGUAACACUGUUCUGUUUAGUCAUUGACUACCAUUUAGGUAAUGCUACAUGUAUAUUGUUAAGGUUAGACUUUACAGUUAAGGUUUCUGUCUGGUGAUGCUAUUUUGUUAAGGUAAUGCUUUACUGUUAAGGUCUAUCUAUGCUGUUAGGGUAAUUCUAUACUGUAAUUGUUAGGCUGUGGUGUUUUGUUAUUUCUCCUGUGAUUUACAAAGGUUGUGACACACAGAGCCUUCAUACUGUAUUUUAAAGGGACUCGACCAUGUUUAAUAGGUUCAGACAUAGAAUAAAGAAAUUGUGUGUUCUUUGAAUAAAAUGCUUCAUUCAAUGAUAAAACAUCAUCAAAGGGUCAAAACAGAGCAUUGUUGUUAUAUUUUAUUUCAAAAAGGUGACAGAAAAAUUCUCUAUUUUGCUACAAAGCAUUAGUAAGGCUAAAGAAAAUUGAAUAAUUUAAGGCUUGGAUUUACCAAAGUCUGUUUAAAUUAGUUUCUUCUAGUUGCUGUUUUGUGUUUAUUUAUGAAAGUUGGUAAAAUAGCUCAAUUUCAACAAUGUUAAAAAACGAUCAUUGCAAAAGUCAAACCUGUGAUCGGGUCCCUUUAAUGUAUAUGCUAGCUUGCUAGCUACACGGUGUACCUGUAAUUUUCCACACAUAUUAUGUAAUGUGUUAUACAUACAUGAGUCCUCUAAAUCUUGUGUGUAGUUUAAUAGUUUUGUUAGCCACACAAUAAAAUUGUGGACACAACAUGAAAUUAUUUUGGUAAAAUAUUAUUUGCAGGCUUAAAUAUUCAAUGUAAAUUUGUUCUAGUUUUACCUAAAAUAAAAUUGUGUAUAAUCUUUUGUCUAAGCAUACAUGUGUUUUGGAGUCAGAUGGUGUUUUGGUGCGUUAAUGUAACAUUGAAUAUCACAAAAUGAUCUGGUGUAUGGUUUGUAUGGUUUCAAGAUGUGAUAGUCUUGUGUUUGCUUACAUGUGAUACAUAUUUGUCAAAGAUUUGUAAACGAACACUCCUCUGAGUUGUGCACUUGCAAAGGUUAGAUGAAAUAAAUACUGAUUCUGAAGGAUGA
Molecule: messenger RNA, 10162 nt
Organism: Mya arenaria
Lineage: Eukaryota; Metazoa; Mollusca; Bivalvia; Myida; Myidae
Product: dystrobrevin beta-like
Exons: 20
Coding region: 63-2666 (867 amino acids)
Biological process (GO): synaptic signaling
Cellular component (GO): synapse; plasma membrane
Molecular function (GO): zinc ion binding
Source: RefSeq, a predicted model, not a curated record